CUCUGUUUGUUUACUUCUAGGGCUCUGUUCUUGAUGACAAAGAGCAACUUUCAACCUCCGAAAUUGAAAGACAAAGUGAAGUGGACAAAUAACUUCCACCACUUUGUCAAGAUGUCGCUGACGAAAAACCCAAAGAAAAGGCCAACAGCUGAAAAGCUCUUACAGCACCCGUUCGUGUCCCAGCCCCUCAGUCGGACCCUGGCCAUUGAGCUGCUGGACAAGUCCAACAACCCAGAUCACACCACCUUUAACGACUUUGACGACGAUGACCCCGAACCAGAGUCUCCCGUGUCUGUUCCUCAUCGGAUCCGCUCCACCAGCAGAAGUGCCAGAGAGGGAAAGACACUGUCUGAGAUUAACUUUGGCCAGGUAAAGUUUGAUCCACCGCUGAGGAAGGAGACAGAGCCUCAUCAUGAGACUGACCUUCAACUGGAGUAUGGGCAAGAGUCACCAAACCUACUGGGAGAGAAAAAGAGCCUUCUCAAGUCAGUGGAGGAGGAGCUCCAGCAGAGGGGCCAUGUGGCACAUUUAGAGGAUGAUGAUGAGGAUGAUGAUGGUGGUGGUGAUGAUGAUGAUGAUGAAACUCAACACAAAUCCAGUACCAUCAUGAGGCCCAAAGUCCCGCCCCCGCUGCCUCCAAAGCCCAAAUCCCUCUGCACUCCCCAGGAGAGCCCUGCCCAUGGAGAUGACGAAGGAGAGGGAGGGACCAUCAAGCGCUGUCCCCUGGUCUCCGAGAGCCCCGCCAGGCCCUCCCACGUCCCUCCGCGCCCCCCGCCCCCCCGCCUGCCCCCCCACAGACGCAGUAGUCUAGGGAACGGCUUGAACUCCUCUCAGCAGAACGGAGAGAGGAACAGUGCACCAGAGAGACAGUGUACGAUGCCCCCUAGUGUUCCCAUACGGAAAGACAAGAAGGACAUGCCGAAGCCGAUGAGCAAUGGUCUUCCUCCAACGCCCAAGGUCCAUAUGGGGGCGUGUUUCUCGAAGGUGUUCAACGGCUGCCCUCUGAAAAUCCACUGUGCAACAUCCUGGAUCAAUCCCGACACAAGAGACCAGUAUUUGAUAUUUGGUGCUGAAGAGGGGAUCUACACUCUAAACCUGAACGAGCUGCAUGAGACCUCCAUGGAGCAGCUUUUCCCUCGGAGGUGCACAUGGCUGUACGUCAUGAACAACUGUCUCCUCUCCAUAUCUGGGAAAGCCUCUCAGCUUUACUCCCAUAACUUGGCUGGCCUCUUUGAGCACGCCAGACAGAUGCAGAAACUUCCGGUGGCUAUUCCCACACACAAACUCCCCGACAAGAUGAUUCCCAGGAAGUACGCAGUAUCCAAUAAGAUUCCAGACACCAAAGGGUGCCAAAAGUGCUGCGUAGUGAGGAACCCGUACACGGGUCAUAAAUACCUCUGCGGAGCGUUCCAAUCCAGUGUGGUCCUUCUGGAGUGGGUGGAGCCUAUGCAGAAGUUCAUGCUUAUCAAGAACAUAGACUUCCCGCUGCCGUGUCCUCUGGAGGUAUUUGAGAUGCUGGUGGUCCCAGAACACCAAUACCCCCUCAUCUGUGUCGCGGUCAGCAAAGGCACCGAGAUCAGCCAGGUGGUCAGCUUUGGCACGGUCAACCCCAACUCCACCUCCUCCUGGUUCACAGAGGCCGACACGCCCCAGACGUGUGUGAUCCACGUGACCCAGCUGGAGAGAGACACCAUUCUGGUCUGCCUCGACCGGUGUAUAAAGAUCGUGAACCUCCAGGGCAGGUUGAAGUCCAGCAGGAAACUAUCUGCUGAGCUCACCUUCAACUUCCAGAUCGAGGCCAUAGUGUGUCUCCAAGACAGCGUUCUGGCUUUCUGGAGGCAUGGUAUGCAGGGGAGGAGUUUCAAGACAAAUGAGAUCACUCAGGAGAUCUCAGACAACACCAGGAUCUUCAGAUUGCUGGGAUCUGACAGUCUAGGACAGAAUACAGGCACAGAGGGGCAGACAGGGCGCGAAGCAGCAGGCAGUCAGCCCAGGGUGGUGGUUCUGGAGAGCAGGCCGACAGACAAUCCCAUGGCCCACAGCAACCUCUACAUCCUGGCUGGCCAUGAGAACAGCUAUUGAGCCAUGCCCACCUCCACCUGCCUGCCACCACACUGCAUCAUGGGCAGUGAAGCCCACGACUGACAACUACAACACUACUACUGCUACUGCUUUAGCUUCACAAGAGACGGGUUCACGUCAAAAACCUGCCUUUGUAAUUCCUUUUAACUCCAACUUUUUAUUUAUUGUGGCAUGUAACUAAGUAGACCCAGAGGACUUUUAUAAGUGAUUUCAUUUGAAGAGAAUCGAAAACAAAAGUGUUGCCACCACUGCUAGAAUCUUAGCCCACCACACAAGUGCUUAAUUUACCUCUAUUUAAAUGUUGUAAAUAUAAAUGUAGUAUUUUUGUGCAAAGAGAGGCCCUGGAUACUCAGGGGUUUGGACACUAAGGACUGCAGGAGACUGAGGCCAGGCCGUGUAGAUAGGAUGUGUGAAUAGGCCUUCUGUACAGUUAUGGAAACACACAGGGGGGGGGGGGGGGGGGGGGGAUGAUGUCAUAGAGCUGUGCAUAGCAGGUGGACUUCCUGGUUCUGUGACACGAGACAAGGAAGUCCAUUUAUACCUUCGUGGUUUGGCUUAUCCAGACAAUGUCCAGAAACAACCCUCAUCCCAACAACCUAGAUGUGAUAUUGGAGGAGGGUUGGAAGUCAUGAUUGAGGUUGUUGUUUAUUCCAUUUUGCCCUCUGAUUGGCCGGCGGGGGCUUCCAUCAUUGCCUACACCUAUCAAGUCCUCUCAGAUCUACUGUAGGGUCUAGUGGGUGUGAGUCUGGUUGGGUUUUCUCAGGCUUGGACUGAGCAGCACAGGAAGCACCUCUGGUCAUUUCAUAAUGCAUGCAUCAUCAGCCCAAAUAUGGUAACUUUCUGUCAGUUUGCUUUGACAAAACAUCAACUGGGAGAUUUCUGUUCUAACUUGAUGCGAUAAACCUUACAUUUUUAAACACUUUUAAUCGCAAACUACUUCCUAUUCUUGAUUUUAUGUUGGGUUUUUUUAAUACUGUGGCAUCACUGGUGUUAAAAUAUGCACAAAGGGUAUUUGGAGA
Molecule: messenger RNA, 3101 nt
Organism: Hypomesus transpacificus
Lineage: Eukaryota; Metazoa; Chordata; Actinopteri; Osmeriformes; Osmeridae
Product: mitogen-activated protein kinase kinase kinase kinase 3-like
Exons: 24
Coding region: 34-2082 (682 amino acids)
Molecular function (GO): MAP kinase kinase kinase kinase activity; ATP binding
Source: RefSeq, a predicted model, not a curated record